AUGUCCCACGAAGAACGAAUCAGUGUCAAAGACACAAACAACUAUUCCUCCUCAAGCAACGACGACUACGAAACAGGACACUUCGGCCCCCUAGCCCACGUCAACACAGCCUCAAGCCGCUACCCUGCCUUCGGAGGUGACCUUCAGCCAGGUCUAUACCGCAUUCCCAAAGACCGCAAGCUCGCCAACCCGGCACCGCUGGGCCUCUGCGCAUUCGCGCUCACCACCUUCGUGCUGGGAUGUCUCAAUAUGAGUGUCAAGGGCAUCACAAAGCCUAAUAUCAUCGUCGGGCCUGCUUUGGCUUAUGGUGGGUUGGUGCAGCUCUUGGCUGGCAUGUGGGAAAUGGCUAUUGGUAAUACCUUCGGUGCCACUGUGCUCUCGUCUUAUGGUGGUUUUUGGAUCUCGCUGGCUAUUACAUUCAUUCCCGGUGGGUUUGAUAUUCUGGGGGCUCUUGAAGAGGCGGAUCAUGGGUCUCAUUCUAUGUUUUACAAUUCGCUUGCGUUGUAUCUCUUCGGCUGGUUCAUCUUCACAACGCUUGUUACGAUGCUCACACUUAAAUCUACCGUGGCUUUCUUCUCCCUCUUUUUCUUCGUUGACAUCGCUCUUCUAUUGCUCUCCCUUGGGUACCUUUUCAAUGUGGACGGGGUGCCAAAUGAAAAAUUGAUAAAGGCUGGUGGUCUCUUUGCUCUGCUUGGUGCUUUCUUGGCUUGGUAUAAUGCCUUCGCUGGUAUGGCUGAUAACACUAACAGCUUCUUUUUGCCUCCUGUUAUUCAUUUCCCCUGGUCCGAGAAGAAGAUGUCCGCUAAACGGAAUUCUGCUGGACAGAGUGAGGUAUGA
Molecule: messenger RNA, 837 nt
Organism: Penicillium egyptiacum
Lineage: Eukaryota; Fungi; Ascomycota; Eurotiomycetes; Eurotiales; Aspergillaceae
Source: the annotation of a GenBank genome assembly